AUGCUGUUCCGAUUGGGCACCUUUGUCGCGGCUCUGAGUCUGCAGACUACAUUCGCAGCACCGACAAUGGAGAAUCACGUGGAGGACAUACAAUGUCGCUGCCUAGCAUUUCGCACAAAUGAGAGACCUACCCUCUGCAACCUUUUCGAGCCCAGAGACUUUGGCUGGCGAUCCGCGCAAACGCUUGCUUCGCAGUACGAUAUCAAAGUUCAAUUCGCUAGUGAGAGCACACUCUCGAGAGUGCUCUCGGCUACCACUCCGCUUCCAAGCGAUGUGCUGCAGACGACUAGCUAUGGUGAUGCCCAGUCAGAAUCGAAGGAGGGCAACAUCAGCCAAAACAAGAUUGUCUGCGGCUUUGGGAAAGAAGUCAGGCACAUGACGCAGCAUUACAGACACCAUGAACCUGAGAGCCACUUUGUUGGAAGAGUACUCGGAUGGUUGAUGCUGUUCAUCGCUCUGUACGUGGCAGGCGAGUACAUAUGGACAAGGUACUCAAGCCGAGAUCGGACUAUCAAGCUCAAUGGAGAGGAGAAGCCCUUGAAAGCAAGCUCCAAUAGCAACAACGACUCCUCAUAG
This is a messenger RNA of Ascochyta rabiei, 576 nucleotides long. RefSeq lists its product as uncharacterized. The transcript has 2 exons. NCBI's taxonomy places the organism in Eukaryota, Fungi, Ascomycota, Dothideomycetes, Pleosporales, Didymellaceae. The record is from RefSeq and is a predicted model, not a curated record. The coding region runs from base 1 to 576 and encodes 191 amino acids.